Messenger RNA from Olea europaea var. sylvestris, 2375 nucleotides. RefSeq names its product probable 1-deoxy-D-xylulose-5-phosphate synthase 2, chloroplastic. NCBI's taxonomy places the organism in Eukaryota, Viridiplantae, Streptophyta, Magnoliopsida, Lamiales, Oleaceae. Gene Ontology annotation, biological process: terpenoid biosynthetic process. The record is from RefSeq and is a predicted model, not a curated record. The transcript is spliced from 10 exons. Gene Ontology annotation, molecular function: 1-deoxy-D-xylulose-5-phosphate synthase activity. The coding region runs from base 83 to 2224 and encodes 713 amino acids.
AAAUUAUAAUUUUUCUUCAUAUUGCCAACCACUUUCUACGAGAGCCAUUCUCUCUGCACUCAGUUAAUUCAUCUGAUAAAAAAUGGCUGCUCCAGGGCUUGCCAUUAGAGUGAAUUAUCCCACACUUCAAUAUUUGACAGCCCAAAAGUUCAACUAUGGUGGAAGAAAACUGUUCUUUGUGAAAGCAUCUGCUGGUAGUACAGAAGCUGAGGAAGCAAAUAUCAUAGUAAGGAAAGAAAAAUAUGGUUGGCAGCCAGAUUUCUCAGGCGGAAUGCGGCCGACACCAAUACUUGAUACAAUUAACUAUCCAGUUCAUAUGAAGAAUCUUUCUGUAAAGGAACUCGAAAAAUUAGCUGCUGAACUUAGAGCAGAGAUUGUACAUACUGUAUCGAAAACAGGAGGACAUCUAAGUUCAAGCUUAGGAGUUGUGGAAUUGACUGUGGCUCUGCACCAAGUUUUCAGUGCUCCUGAAGACAAAAUUAUCUGGGAUGUUGGCCAUCAGGCUUAUGGGCAUAAAAUUCUCACUGGAAGGAGGUCUAAAAUGCACACAAUUAGGAAGACUUCUGGGCUUGCAGGCUUCCCCAAAAGAGAGGAGAGUGUCUAUGAUGCUUUUGGUGCAGGCCAUAGUUCAACAAGCAUCUCUGCUGGACUCGGCAUGGCCGUGGCGAGAGAUUUGUUGGGGAAGGACAACAGUGUCGUUUCUGUUAUUGGAGACGGAGCGAUGACUGCAGGACAAGCAUACGAGGCGUUGAACAACGCAGGAUUUCUUGACACUAACCUUAUUGUUGUACUGAAUGACAACAGGCAAGUUUCGUUGCCCACAGCUACACUUGAUGGCCCGGCCACACCUGUUGGCGCCCUCAGUCGAGCUUUAAGCAAGCUCCAAGCGAGUCCUAAGUUUAGACAACUUCGAGAAGCUGCAAAACAGGGCAUUACAAAGCAAAUCGGACCACAGGCACAUGAAGUUGCAGCAAAAUUCGAUGAGUAUGCAAGGGGGAUGAUAAGCUCUUCUGGUUCUACUUUCUUUGAGGAGCUCGGAUUAUAUUACAUCGGUCCAGUGGAUGGGCAUAACAUCGAUGAUCUUGUUACCAUAUUCCAAAAAGUAAAGACAAUGCCAGCACCAGGGCCAGUUCUAAUUCAUAUUAUAACCGAGAAAGGAAAAGGCUAUCCCCCGGCCGAGGCAGCAGCUGAUAGAAUGCACGGAGUCGUUAAGUUUGAUCCUAAGACAGGAAAGCAGAUGAAGGCGAAAACCCCUACACUUAUGUAUACUCAAUACUUCGCUGAGUCAUUGAUAAAAGAAGCUGAAGCAGAUAAUAGGAUUGUGGCCAUUCAUGCAGCAAUGGGUGGUGGAACUGGUCUAAAUUAUUUCCAGAAGAGGUUCCCCGAACGCUGUUUUGAUGUAGGUAUUGCUGAACAGCAUGCUGUUACGUUUGCAGCCGGUUUAGCCACCGAGGGUCUUAAGCCAUUCUGUGCCAUUUAUUCGUCCUUUCUACAACGAGGUUAUGACCAGGUGGUGCAUGAUGUCGAUCUUCAAAAGUUACCUGUCCGGUUUGCAAUGGAUCGAGCUGGUUUAGUCGGUGCAGAUGGACCUACCCAUUGUGGGGCAUUUGACGUGGCAUACAUGGCUUGUUUGCCCAACAUGAUAGUCAUGGCUCCAUCGGACGAAGCAGAACUUAUGCACAUGGUUGCAACAGCAGCAGCCAUAGACGACAGGCCAAGCUGCUUCAGAUUUCCACGUGGUAAUGGCGUAGGAGCAGUGCUUCCUCCUGAUUACAAAGGAACUCCACUUGAGAUUGGGAAGGGAAGGAUACUAAGAGAAGGCAAUAGAGUUGCAAUUCUUGGAUUUGGUUCUGUAGUCCAGCAAUGUCUAGGAGCCGCGGAAAUGCUAAAAUCCCAUAACAUAUUGCCAACAAUAGCCGAUGCAAGAUUCUGCAAACCAUUGGAUGCUGAUCUAAUCAGAAGACUAGCCAAAGAGCACGAAAUCUUAAUCACUGUUGAAGAAGGUUCAAUUGGAGGUUUUGGAUCCCAUAUCUCACAUUUCCUAACUCUACAUGGCAUUUUGGAUGGACCCCUUAAGUUGAGAUCAAUGGUACUUCCUGAUAGAUACAUUGAUCAGGGUGCACCUCAAGAUCAGAUUGAAGAAGCAGGUCUCUCUUCAAGACAUAUUUGUGCUACAGUUUUAUCACUUCUGGGAACGCCCAAAGAGGUUGUAAAUUUCGUAUAAAUAUAGUAAACUUGUGUGUUAGUAGUAUGGUAGCUAGAGAGACCUAAAUAAGAUGAUGGGUUUUCUUUAUUACGGUUUAGAAGUAUAAGAUACAAGUGUGUAGUCACUCUAAAAAGUAUUCUCUGUUUCCAUGAACUAUUUAUUUAACUUC